This is a messenger RNA of Nematocida homosporus, 1029 nucleotides long. RefSeq names its product glycerol-3-phosphate O-acyltransferase 3/4. Lineage: Eukaryota; Fungi; Microsporidia. The record is from RefSeq and is a predicted model, not a curated record. Gene Ontology annotation, molecular function: glycerol-3-phosphate O-acyltransferase activity. Gene Ontology annotation, biological process: triglyceride biosynthetic process. The transcript has a single exon. The coding region runs from base 1 to 1029 and encodes 342 amino acids. Gene Ontology annotation, cellular component: endoplasmic reticulum.
AUGCCAAAGAAAGCACACACCCGUUUAGAAGAUACUUUGACUUCUCCUAAAACACUUCCUUUACUCCAAGACAUUCUCUACUGUACGGCCCUUGCUGGAAAAGCCCUGGUCCAAGAUGAGUUUUCUCUUUGUUUCCAUCAGACUAUCGAUGAAACUAAGCCUCCUAUCACUUGUUCUUAUCUUUUGGGUGUCUUCUUUCGUUAUAUGGUCUUGUUUCCCUUUCGAGUUGUUUUUACCUUAGUUUCAAUUGUAGCGGUUGGUUUCUUAAUUAUACUUACUAAAGUAAUUGGACUACAAACUGUCUCUAAUUGGUCACUAAGUAAAGGUUGCCAACUGCUUCUCUGGUGUAUGGGUCUGCGUGUAACUCAUUAUGGCCACAAACCUAAACUGAAAAUUCCGCAUGUCUUUGUGGCCAACCAUACAACGUAUUUAGACUAUUUAGUACUGAGCAGUCAUAAAUUUCCCCAUUCAGUGAUUGCUCAGAAGCAGCCGGGGGUUAUGUCUAUGCUUUUGAAACUAGUUAGUGGUGCUAUUGAGUUUGAGCGUAAAGAUAAGUCUAAUCGGCAGCAGAUUAAAGAGAAUAUUGGGCAAAUAACUAAGUCGGCCUCUCUUUUGAUCUUCCCGGAAGGUACUUGUGUUAAUAACGAGUAUACUGUGAUGUUCCAGAAAGGAGCUUUUGAUUUGCACAUUCCAGUUUGUCCGGUGGCUAUUAAGUAUAACAAAGACUUAGCUGAUCCGUACUGGAAUACUCGUAAGCAGUCCUUUACUAAGCAUUUUGUUUAUAUGGCUACGCGUUGGAAGACUGAGGCUUCAGUUUGGUGGAUGGCUCCUAUGUCGGUUGAGUCUAAAGAAACCUCAGCUGAGUUUGCCUCCCGAGUGAAGCGCAAGAUAUCGGAGCGGGCUGGACUCAAAAAUCUUAUCUGGAAUGGGUACCUCAAGCACUGCAAGACUCCUGAGGAAAUGAAAGAGAUGAAACUCUGGGGUGGCUUAUCUACUCCCCUCUUUCAAACCAUCAGCCAGCGCCAAUAG